ACAAAAAUCACACAUAGAGAAAAUACAUAUCCAGUGGAUACCAGGACACAUUGGGCUGAUUGGGAAUGAUAGAGCAGACUAUGCGGCUAAGAUGGGGACAACUAGAAUCACAGAGGAACAAAUAGGAUAUACUUUGACAGACAUGUUUAAUCUAUUUAAAAAUGAAACUUAUAGAAACUGGCAGGACCAAUAUGAAAUAAUUUCGAGAGAAAAAGGUAGAUUUCACUUUGAACACUCCAAAAUAAUAACCAAUAGACCAUGGUUUAGGGAACUGAAUUUGACAACUCUUGAAACAAUACAAAUUGGACGAAUAAGAACCGGACAUGUAGUGACUAAAGAAAAACUAGCAUCCUGGAACAUUGUCUCUAACCCACGUUGUGACCAUUGCGGGAACACAGAGGAUUUAGCUCACAUUUUAUAUGAUUGUCCUAAAUAUGAUACACAUAGAGAAAAAAUUCAAAUAUUAUAUAAUAAUAAACCAAUCAUUAAAAUUAUUCAAGACAGUAACCCCAGAGAAUACAAACAAAUAGUAGAAUACCUAAAUGAAAUUAACAAAAAUGUUUGAGUUAAAGUUAAAUAAAAUUGCGAAUGUAAUCGAUUCAUUGAUGGUACAUAAAUUUACUAAAGGGGCAUCAGUUUUCGGUCGUCCCGUAUGAGUAAUUUUUAAACCCUCAAAUUCCACAAUCCUUGGCUUUAUGGACCAAGAGGUCUGAGCCAGAAACGGAGAGAAGAAAAAAAAAAUAUUACUUGGAGAUUUUUAUUAGAAUAAUUCUCUAAUUAUUAAAGAUUACACGUAUUUGAAUCCAUUGCUUCCAUAGUAGCUUCAAUUCAACUACCAAAUGCCCAAAAAAUGCGCCGUCGUCGGUUGUUCCACCAAUCGGUACCACUUCGAACAUGGCAUACGGUUCUAUCACGUCCCGCGGGAAGACGAGGAUCUGAAGAUACGUUGGUUGGGUGCGAUCGGUCGCAGCACCGAGUGGAAGAUUCCUACGGUUCCGAUUGUUUGCGAAAAGCACUUUGUCCACGAGGAGCAGCUUUCAGCACGCAAUUUGGCGCCAAACGUUGUCCCUACUUUGAACCUACCGUCGCCUGAAGGCGGGCAAUCAGGACAGUUGUCUCUCAAACAAGUCAAAUCUACCAAAACGAGCGUGAAACGCAAAACGAAAAGAACAACCAAAGAUCGGACUAUUCCGGAGCCGGAAGUAGUGUUGGUUCCGACGGUGGUGGCCAUUAGCAACGACUGUUACGAAAGUUGCUGUCGGUUCUGCUCGGAUAAGCUAAAGGUCACCGGUAGAUUGAGCGUGACCAGUUUGAGACAAUCUGGUCUGGUUCGCGAUGCGAUAUGGGAUUUAUGUUGGCCUUCAGAGAGUUUGAUUGCUGAGGAUGAUGGCUUCAGCAUAUGCAACGUAUGUUGGUUAAAAAUGCAGGAGUUUGACCAUUUUGUUAGAAUUUGUCACCAGCAGCAGGAAACAUUGCCAAGGAUUUCUGGGGCAAAAUCGGUGAAGGACGAACUGGUACAGGACCAGCCUUCAGAGUCAGAGUUGAGCCAUUCGGAAACCGGCAUUCUUUUCACCGAGCCCCAGAUCAGUAAUCCUGAAGAUGUAGAACAUACGUCGGUACUUCGUGUAGAACAAUCAAACUCGGAACUACCGUCCCUGGAAGGAUUGACUAUUGACGAAAUGCUCGAGGUACUGGAUAAGAUUCCCGUACCACGCAAAAAGUACAACCAACUAAACGAAGACGAGGAAUGUUGGGACUGUGGAAAAAUGUUCCCCAAUCGAAGCCAGAAGAAGGAACACCGAAAGACGUGUCCGGCUAUAGGAACGGCAGAAUCAUUGCGCCAUAAAAGUCAUGCGUGUGAAAUCUGUGCUAAGCAGUUUGACUCGCGUCAUGGGUAUCGGAUAGUUACAACAACACACGAGAAUCCGAAGUUCAGCUGCACGGAGUGUGAAUUUGUCUGUGAUAAACUCAAUCAGCUAGCGAGUCACAAGAAGAAGCAUAAAAGAAUGAAACGAGAACGAACAGGCACGAAAGGGAAAUCGAAAUGCAGCAUUUCGAUAGAGGAAGGUGAUCUUCAAGAUCAUCAGACAUCCGACAGCGUGGACAAACCCAAGUCCUAUUCCUAUGCUUCUUACUCGGACGGUUCCGACGAGAACGCGCAUACCAACGACGAGACUGAUUCGGUGGUACUUCACUGCUCGGAAUGUUCGUACACGUGCACGCGGCCAAUCCAGUUGGCCAGCCACAAGAAGAAGCACACCGGCUACCAGCACAAACGGGCCGAGUGGGAGGAGAAGAGAAAGGUGAAAGACAUCUACGAGUGUGAGUUUUGCGACUUUAAAUGCAAACUUCGGCGCCAGAUGGCGGGCCAUCGGGCGUCGCAUUCGGAGUUGAUCCGGCAGUCGAAACCAUCCGGCAAGGAGCGGGAGCACAUGUGCUCGAUUUGCGGAAAGAUCCUGUCGACGCGGGGAGCCUUCUUCGUGCACAUGAAGUACCACAACGACCAGCGGGACUACCCGUGCAAUCUCUGCGGUAAAAAGUUCUACUCCAAGCGAGACGUUACCAUGCACGUGGAGUCCCUGCACGAGAAAAAGGUCUACGAGUGCGAGAUUUGCGGCGUCAAGUGCACCUGGAAGAACGCCCUCAGCAAGCACAUGCGCAAGCAUGACUCCAAAUCGUACAAGCUGGAGUGCUCGUACUGUGGCAAGCGGUUUAUGGCCGCGAACGAGUUGCGGUUGCACGUUUGGAGGCACACGGGGCAACAGUUAUCGUGCGAUAUCUGCGGAGCUGGGUAUAGAUUCAACUUUCUGUUAACGCAGCACAAGAUCCGAGCGCAUGGAAUCGAGGUCGAAGGCGUGAAGCUGUAUAAUCGCUUCAAGAAGGAUAAAAUGAGCAGCGGUAAACGUACAUCACACAAAUCCAACCAACCUUCACACGACAGCGCUCCAACAGAAUGCAUACCAGAUGCCACAUCGUCAUCAGAAGCACACGAGCAGCCUACUAGACAGGCACCAGUGGAAGAUACGACAUCCUACCCCGCGAACGGAUCAACCGGCAACUAUUCACAUCUUAUGGUGCCAUCGUCACAUGUGGCCGCGCCCGGACUAGAUCCCCAUGUACCAGUGCCAUUUCAUCCUUUGGGGUCAGUGAUGGGUCAGUCAAUGCCACCCGAGGCAUCACAAAGUAACAUCUUCCAUCAGGUUGAUAAUUAUUGAAAACAAAAUCGAAGCGCCAAUAUACAGUUUUAUUGAAAAAUAUAAGUCUACGAUAUCAAAGCUUAUAUCUUCAUUCGAAA
Aedes albopictus (Asian tiger mosquito) is the source of this 3295-nucleotide messenger RNA. RefSeq names its product zinc finger protein ZFP2. NCBI's taxonomy places the organism in Eukaryota, Metazoa, Arthropoda, Insecta, Diptera, Culicidae. Gene Ontology annotation, molecular function: zinc ion binding; DNA-binding transcription factor activity, RNA polymerase II-specific; RNA polymerase II transcription regulatory region sequence-specific DNA binding. Gene Ontology annotation, cellular component: nucleus. Bases 840 to 3215 code for a protein of 791 amino acids. The record is from RefSeq and is a predicted model, not a curated record. The transcript is spliced from 6 exons. Gene Ontology annotation, biological process: regulation of transcription by RNA polymerase II.